Messenger RNA from Parathielavia appendiculata, 703 nucleotides. Its product is annotated as YjgF-like protein. The record is from RefSeq and is a predicted model, not a curated record. The coding region runs from base 114 to 527 and encodes 137 amino acids. The transcript is spliced from 3 exons. NCBI's taxonomy places the organism in Eukaryota, Fungi, Ascomycota, Sordariomycetes, Sordariales, Chaetomiaceae.
CCCAAACGAUGAGUCACUCCUCCUUACUGGUAUAAAUCCCUCUUUUCAGGCAAUAUCUCGCCUCCUUGAAUGGUAAAAGGAACUUCACACAAAAUUAUCUUCACAGACUUACUAUGGCCACACGCAAACUCAUCUCUUCUGGUUCGGCCUUCGAGGCCAAAAUCGGCUACUCACGCGCCGUCGUCUCGGGGGACAUGGUCUUUGUGUCUGGGUGCACGGGCUACGACUACAAAACGGGCGCCAUCUCGGAAGACGUGGCCGCGCAGGCCGAGCAGACCAUGCAGAACAUUGCCGCGGCGCUGGCCGAGGCUGGGGCCAGUGUGGCCGAUGUUGUGCGUGUGCGGUAUAUCUUACCGGACAGGAGAGAUUUCGAGAAGACGUGGCCCGUCCUCCAAAAGUGGUUUGGCAACGUCCGGCCGGCGGCGACCAUGAUUCAGGCGGGGUUGAUGGAGGAAGUGAUGAAGAUCGAAAUUGAGGUGACGGCGAAGAAGGGAGCUGCUUCAGAGGAGGGGAAAACGCUGCUCUGAGGAUGCGCGGCCACUGGCAAUGCAGAUGAAUACCUCAUUAUCCUGUCUUUGUCUUCAGAACAACAACCAGAUGAGCGUAGCUAACAGCCGAUUACAGCCACAAUAUCCGAUUAUGCUAACAGGGAUUUGAAUCAGACAGCUAUACCCAGAUAACAUUGCCAUCAGCACGCCAAAAG